UACGGUCCUUAGGGACACCACCUUGUAUGCCGGUUGCAAGCCGCGUCUUGCAACACCAGUACAGCACACCACCCCACCAGUUGCAGGCACCGAGCGCCGUCCUUUACGGUCGGACAUUGGAUUGACUGCCAUCAACGAAGCAACACUUUCGAUAUUCGAUCCCACCCUUCGCGAGGACGGCUUCUCCGUCCUGUAGGGCGGCAAAACAUCGCAUCUCUGUCAGCUGUCCGACGCGCUCACCAGUUCAUGUCUAGAGGUAGUUGACCGCCCGGCUGUCUACUACAAUGGAGAACCACAUACCUCGCGAUCAUGCGACCUCGAAUGUGCUGGCAUGGACCGCUACACACUCCGCCAAUGUGGAGCCAUCGGUGGAGGAGGACGCAGGUGCCGAUGGCGACGAACCGCCGGAUCAUUUAGCGCCCUUGGCGCCUCACUCGGCGCAGUUCAAACGCACUCCUGUCCGCCGCGGCAGCGAGCAGCACGAGUCUCUGUUGACCAAAGCUCUGCAGAGCCACUCGGAUGAGGAUGCCAACGAGUGGGGAUCCUUGCGCCAGCCCCGUCGACGACGGUCCGUCACGAGCAACACCAGCUGCGCUUCGACUGCCGAUCUCACCUGCGGCACGGGCAUCACGACUCCUGCCCGCACAAGCUCACCGAGCCCGCGACUGCCAGACUCUUCGUUUGCCCCUCUUGCUCCGGCCCGGUCUGGCGAUGCGCAGCAGCGCAAGGACCCGGCUGUACGUGCUCUCGAGAAGAAGCGCUGCAUUUCCUUUGCCUGCGCUGCCAGGCCAAAACCUGAUGAGGGAGCGGCGAUGCCUCCGCCUUCCAGACCAGCCCGGGACGAGGCGAAAGCCGCAGAGGCGCCGAAGAAGACGUGCAUCAAGUUUGCUUGUCCCCAGCCCCCGAGGGCAGCGGAUGUACAGCCUCGAGAGGAGCGGCCGGCGACUCCGGUGCCGAUAGCGACGCCUAGCACUCCUAAGGGUUCGUCGAACCUUGAGAACCCGCGCUCCUCGUCAACAGUCCGCGCUUUCCGAUCCCCGACGCUUCGCAAGACCCCGGGAAGUCCUGUUGCCACCCGCAACAACAAGAAGUGGCUCACGGCCGACUCCAGGGAUCUGGAGAGUGAGAGCGCACGGUUCCACGAGUUUGCCAGCGAUGAACCGCAGGAGGACGAUUGGAUCCGCCGAGAUGACUCGUCCAUGAAGCCGAAGCUUACCAUCGACGACACUCUCACGAAGGAAAACGCCAUCCGAAAGCUGGGCAAGGAAGCCGAAGAGGAGGCGGAGCUGGAGGAAGAGAUUGACGAGGAGCAAGAUGAAGAGGUGGACGAGGCGGACCUCAUCGACGACGAGGAUGCCGGGGACGACUUUCAAGAGGAAGAUGCUGAGGAUGGAGACGAGGACGACGUCGAUGUCGACGACGAGGAACCCGAGGAGGGCUUGGAUGAUGAUGCCGAAACUGAGCACGCUUGGGAUGACGAGGCUUCUGACGGUUACAAGACGGACAACGAGACUGGCUUUGCCGAGUCUGAUGACGAGGACGACGAUCUGGUUCUGUGGACUACCCGUAUAGGCCGCUUCCAUACCCUCUCGGGUGCCGUCGCAAUGUCUCGGAGGCUGUCGCUGGUUGAGCACUCGGAUUCCUCAACGUCGUCCCAUGGGAAGACGGACCGUUCGCGCAAAAAGAAGCACAGCAAGGCGCGCGCCGUCCCUUUCCGGCCAAACACGCCCGAGUUGCCCGACAGCACAGAUUUCGUCUGUGGUACGCUGGACGAGGAUAAGCCUCUGGAGGAGGCUUACAUCUCGUGCGUUGAGGCCCGUAAACGGGUUCGGCAUCAGCCCACUCCCCAAGACAUUGACCCCAGCUUUCCCACUUCCGAGCCGGAAGACGAGGCCGAAGAGCUGUAUCGGAAGGGAUACGGGGACAGCGAGGACUAUGUCUGGCUUCACGGCGAACUCGAGGACAUUCACCACGAGCGGGAUCGCAAGGGCCGCAAGAAGGGAGCUGGACCGUCUCCGAAGAGAUGCCGUUCUCCGGCGCCGAAACGCCGCCCGUCACCGGCGCCCAAGGCGCGUGCUCGCUCUCCCCGAAAGCUCUUAGAUCAACGGUCUCCCCGGCGACGGUCUCCGGCGCCGCAACACACGACAUUUAAAUCCCCCGUCAUCUCACCGGCGCGUGAAGGGGAGGGCAUCGCUUUCAAAUCGCCGGCAUUUGGGCCUGGCCUGACGCACACCAAGUCCCUCCCCAGGGCGCCUGGCAUGUUCCCGCAUCUCAAGGGGCGCAGGGCGAGAGCGGGCACCACCACCAGGCAGACGCAUGUUCGCGGCGCUAUCGACAUUGUCAUGGGUCUCGAGCAGAAGCGGCAGCGGCGCAAGGAGAAGUUCUACCAGAAGUACUGCGCGCGGAAGGACAAGGCGCAGACCAAACGGCCGCCGCCCGGGCAGGGGGCCGAACGCAUGAGGGAGCUGGGCCUGUUCAUGGCGGGAAAAGCGGGAGGACAUGGUCAUUAUGUACUUUCCGUUUGAGACGGUGGGCGGCUUCUCUGAUUGGCAUUCGCACGGCGGGCAAUACCCCAGGGCUACUAUACAACUGGUGGGUUAUGGGUGGCACUUAUGAAUUUAUGAGCCUGGACGGUCAGACACUUUGU
Messenger RNA from Thermothielavioides terrestris NRRL 8126, 2647 nucleotides. RefSeq lists its product as uncharacterized. The record is from RefSeq and is a predicted model, not a curated record. NCBI's taxonomy places the organism in Eukaryota, Fungi, Ascomycota, Sordariomycetes, Sordariales, Chaetomiaceae. The transcript has a single exon. Bases 285 to 2525 code for a protein of 746 amino acids.